GUCGCUUUGAACGUUUGUAAUUUUGUCAGCGCGCUCUUCUCCUCGCUGAUGGUGUAGUAUCAUUAUACUUUUUUCACUACUACUCUAUACGAACGAUACUUGUGUGAUUAUUAUUGUUGUAGUAUCUAAUAUUUGUGUUGUACUUGGUACUAGGCGUUCAAAGAACAUAGAACACAGAAGAACGUUGACGCUCUCUCGCCUUAGCUGCUGUUUAACUUGAAUAAUUGUGAGUGGAGUGUUUUGUUUUUAUUCCUCGCAAAGACGCUUUGAUUUCGAACGCUUAAAAAAAUACUACGGAACAGCUUGUUUGUUGUGUGACGCGCGCUUUACUGGAUAUAAAAGUUGAUUCAGAAAGUAAUCAUUGAUUAGCAUUGACAAAUAUAUAUUUACGAGCGUUCAUAACAGUAGCGCUGCGAAAGUGGUUCUUGAAAUAGAAAAAAAAAUAAAGAAAAAAUAGUCACUCGCAAACGGAGGCCAGCGCGUGAAGACCGUUCGAAUAUAUAGACAUUAUAAGUAUACUUGCUGUGUUGGGACCUAUCGACGUCGUCUAUAGGAGAUUGUGUCCACUGACACCUGAAAUUUACUCAAUACACAUACAAAAGCCGGCGUGUUGUGUACGUGUGUAACGGUCACGCAAAAAAGCACAAGAGCGCGCUGAGUGGUCACGACAACGAGGCUAUCGAAACGAGUCAAACAAGAGACGGGGUCUUGAGAAUUGUGCUGAUGUGUGUGUGUGUGCACGUACAAGAGGAUGGAAGAUAAAAUUCAUCAUCAGCAUCGUUUUUGGAAGAAUCCAUGUGCGACGCACCUACAUUGUUGUCGUCUGUAUGAGAGUCUGGCUGAUCUGAAUGGUCACGUGUUCUAGUUGAUACUUUUCUAGUAGAUCAACACUUGCAAUGCGACCAAUUCUUCUGGUUCUCUGGUCCAACAGAAACGGUUGUUCAUUGAUAGGAACGUUCCUUUCCUUUGGACAAGUGCAAGAAGAAAAAUAAAUAUACGAAAUCUUUCAAACUGAUAACACAAAAGAACAUCCUGUUGUUCUAUAACGGAUCUAAAAAAUCAAAGCAUAAAUUCGAAAGAGGAAAAUCAGCAAAGCAGAAGGAAUUAUUAUUAUUCUUAAAACAAAAAUAUUUAAUUAAUAUAGCAACAAAAUGCCUACAAUAAGACGUUGCUGCAUAGUGGGCUGCCUUUCUAAUUCACGACAAAGCCCACAACUGCAGUUCUUCCAAUUUCCACGCCCGGAAAACCCGUUCUAUGGUCUCUGGAAGCAGGCAUGUCAUGCUUCGCUCAAUCGCAUUUUACCCUUCAAAAAGCCAGUUGUAUGUGCACUACACUUUCAUCCAAAUCUUAUAGGCGGCCGAAGAUUAACAUCAUCAGCUGUACCAUCCCUACGCCUAGAUGUACCCAAUGAUUUGAAAGCUGUCGAACAACAAGCAAUGGUUGAGGAAAUAGAGAGAAGCCGUAAAUGUGCAUACAUCAAUGCAGUUGUUUAUGAAUGGUUAGUACGUGCCAACUUGAAUCCCCAACUUCGUGGUUCCAUAACACACGGGAUGAUUAAGGAAAAAGCCGCUACAGCAGGACAACUCGUGGGUUCAACCUCAUUUGUCGCUGACAAUCGUUGGCUGAAUAGAUUCCGUGAGACACAUUUAAGCGGCUUUGCACAAAAAUUAGCUAGCAAUCAAUUGAAACCACUCGGCGUAUCAUUGUGGAUUCCCGAUAUUGUGCAAGAUCUGCAGCAUCUCUUUCCGCCAACUAGUGCUGAACGUGUAGCGAAAUUAGAAAGCCUCCCUGAACAGUAUAUGGACUAUAUGCAACAGUAUGGUGAAUAUGAAGAGGACGAUGAUCAGGAUUCACAGGGUGCAUCCCUAAAGGACCAGCAACAGAGCCAUGCUGGAUAUGACGCAUAUGGUCAACCAAUACCAAAUUACAAUGGCGGUUAUGACAGCUAUGAGGGAUACUACGAUCAACGUCAAAACCAGCGUAGUAAUUAUAGUUCCCCACAACCCCAACGUCCUGCCUCGAAUUCGCCACCAUUGCAACAGCUACAAAAAUUAGCCUCUCCAGCAUAUCGUGCCAGCCCAAUACUACAACCGCCUGCAAAACGACCUCGUUCCAGCGACGGUGAAGUCAGCGAAAUAACAGCAACAAAUGGUAAUAACGUAACCGAUUUGACUAGCGAUUGCGAAGUAAACGAUUGUGAUGUUAAGCCAAUUAAACUCAAUGGUACAGUAACACCAACAUCAAAUGGUACUAAUGGCCACACACCAGCUGCUUCGCCGAAACCCACAAUGAAUGGUACUACAAAUGGUAAUAGUGUUGGAACAAAUGGUAAUACAAAUGGUAUUACCAAACAUGCGGAUAUCGAACUGUCAUCCUACACACAAGCGCUCGAACACCUUAAACCUUUGGAGGAGUUUGCACUUUCAAGAGAGAAUUUCCGCGCAAUCGGGUUAAUAUCACAAUUAGAGGUGAUAUUACGAAAAGGUGAAAAUAAACAUUUGGCGGCGGUGCUGAAAUAAGCAUUAUUCAGCUGCAAAAGACGUGUUUGAAGAGCAGAUGAGAUAAAAGGAAUUAUAAGCUAAUUUCUAAUACGUUGAUGUGAUUUAAGUUUUGUAAAUAAUUUGUAAAACUAUUUAGUAUUACUAGAGAAUAUAUGCUUAAUUAAUUGUUAAUUGAAUAAUUCUUUGCUUUUACAAGAAAAUUAACAACUAAAAUACAGAAAUAAAUGUAUAUAAAAUGUAAGGAAACUUUAUUCAAUAUUUAACUAAAAAUACUGCAUAGCAAAAAAUGCCGAUGUUAAGGUAUUUUAUUUAUUACACAAAUAAAAAAUAUAUUCAUUCACAAGA
Molecule: messenger RNA, 2846 nt
Organism: Bactrocera dorsalis (oriental fruit fly)
Lineage: Eukaryota; Metazoa; Arthropoda; Insecta; Diptera; Tephritidae
Exons: 4
Coding region: 1152-2519 (455 amino acids)
Source: RefSeq, a predicted model, not a curated record